Messenger RNA from Staurois parvus, 305 nucleotides. Lineage: Eukaryota; Metazoa; Chordata; Amphibia; Anura; Ranidae. The record is from the annotation of a GenBank genome assembly.
GUUUGAUCCUCUCUUCUCUGCUCCUCCUCUUGUUCAAAGGUCCACAUCUUGUCUCCUGAUAAGACAGACUGAACCGUGGCCAUUCUGCACAUGCUCAGUGGUUUUUUUUCUUGGGAGAGUGCAUGUGAUUUGCACAGGACCAAUCAGCACUGUCCAGACAGAAGUCAGAGGUUUUGCAUCCUCCUAGAGCAGAAAGAAAACUCCUCCUACAAGCUUUAACAUGUGCUCUGCUGAACACUGAUAGAAGUCACAAGACUGCUCUAACUGCUGAUGAGAAACGGUAUUUAGCAGUUUAUAUUUACUAA